AUGUCUCUCUUCGCAGCCGCCAACGAUCCUCCUACCAAGCUCGGUAUCUAUCGUGUCCUGUCCUCUCGCGCAGGGGUGAGGGUAUCUCCUCUGGCACUCGGUGCUAUGAGUGUCGGUGAUAAAUGGGAGGCCUAUGGUAUGGGAUCGAUGAAUAAAGAAUCUAGCUUCAAGCUCCUGGACGCGUAUUAUGACAUGGGCGGAAACUUUAUCGACACUGCGAACACCUACCAGGACGAGACGUCUGAAGAGUUCAUCGGCGAGUGGGCGGAACAAAGAGGAAUACGUGAUCAGCUGAUCAUUGCGACGAAGGCAUGUCCGGAAUCUGCACACAUUUAUUAUUCCAUGCUCAAGUAUAGCACAAACUACAAGCGCGGGGACGACGCUGUUGCACAAAAGGUCAAUUACGUGGGGAACAACACCAAGUCUAUGCACAUCAGCGUAGAGGCGAGUCUCAAGAAACUCCGAACGUCGUACAUCGACAUCCUAUACCUUCACUGGUGGGACUACGAGACGUCGAUACCGGAAGUCAUGGACAGUCUGCACAAUCUCGUCGCCGCACAGAAGGUCCUUUAUCUCGGGGUCUCCGAUACCCCCGCAUGGAUCGUCUCUCAAGCGAACCAGUACGCUAUGGAUCACGGGAAGACACCAUUCAUCGUCUACCAGGGUAAAUGGAGUAUAUUGGAUCGCUCGUUUGAGCGUGACAUUAUCCCCAUGGCUAAAUCAUUUGGCAUGGCGCUGUCUCCGUGGGGUGUACUCGGGCAAGGGAAGCUACGAACGGACGCAGAGGAACAGCGACGGAGGGACACCGGAGAGAAGGGACGUACAAUGCGGGAUCCGAAUUGGGAACGUACGGAGGUGGAGAUAACGGCGUCCAGAGCAUUGGAGAAGGUGGCGGGUGAGGUUGGCGUAGGGUCUAAUGUCGCGGCGGUGGCGAUCGCGUACGUGAUGCAUAAAGCACCCUAUGUCUUCCCGAUCAUCGGUGGCCGAAAAGUGGAACACCUCAAGGCCAACGUAGAGGCGUUGGAUAUUGCGUUGUCCAAAGAGCAGAUCGAUUACUUGGACAGCGCUGUGCCUUUUGAUCCUGGUUUCCCUACGACAAUGAUUGGCGACGGAACAAGUUAUUCUUUCCUCCUUACGUCGGCCGCCAAGAUGGCGAAACAACCUGCUUUGCAACCCAUCAAACCCUGA
Molecule: messenger RNA, 1188 nt
Organism: Guyanagaster necrorhizus
Lineage: Eukaryota; Fungi; Basidiomycota; Agaricomycetes; Agaricales; Physalacriaceae
Product: Aldo/keto reductase
Exons: 5
Coding region: 1-1188 (395 amino acids)
Source: RefSeq, a predicted model, not a curated record